AUGUCGAUUGUAUCCCUCACAAACGCUUCAGAUGUCCCGACCUGUACGGUCGAAGAUCUUCGACAAGUCUGCAAGGCCAACAAUUUCUCCGUCGAACCAGGAAGCUUGAACGAAAAGGCAUUCCUUCUCUUUCAAAACAGCUUCGACAAUGUAUGCCAAACGAUUCAGAAUCUACCAGAAUACGAAGAUCCACGGUUGAAACCGGCUGCUGUAGAAGAUGGAGAAAGAAGAUUUUACAGACCAGACGAAAAGGAGAAUCCACUAAAUGGAUGGGCUCAAAGAACAAACCUCAAAUCAGCAGAUCCAAAAGCUGCGGAAGGACCACUUGCAGGUCGAACAAUCGCUUUCAAAGAUAAUGUAUCCGUUGGAGGGUUGCCACUUGGACUUGGUGCUUCUCCAGAGCACUUUCGAGAUGGCAAGCAUCCAAUCAGUACAAUAGAUGCGACGGUCGUCAGCCGUGUCCUGGCGGCGGGUGGAAUUGUCAAGGGCACGGCAACAUGUGAAAACUUCUCCGCUUUCGCGCUCAGCUAUACCUCCCACUCUGGUGUUGUACACAACGCUUGGCUACCUGGCUAUGCCACCGGAGGAAGCAGUAGCGGUUGCGCGGCGCUCGUCAGUGUUGGAGACGUCCAGGAUGCUCGGCGGAGCGGCAAAGAUGAUCGGGAUUACCCGUUGGGAGAAGGUGUAGACAUUGCUGUUGGAGGAGACCAAGGAGGAAGUAUCCGGAUCCCAGCAAGCUAUAGCGGAAUCUUCGGACUCAAACCAACACAUGGUCUGGUGCCAUAUACUGGAAUCGCUCCAUUGAACCCUUUGAUGGAUCAUACGGGUCCCAUGGCGCGGACGGUCGAGGAUACAGCUCUUUUGCUUGGAGUGUUGGCAGGAUAUGAUGGGAUCGAUCCACGGAUGACACCAGAGUCGCCGACCGUGGCUCGUGUACCCGAUUAUCUUCAAGAUCUCAAUGCAUGGGUCUCAAGUCGAGAGGCUAGUGGGGAGUGGACAGCCACUUCAGCAGCAAAAGGUCUCCGGAUCGGCAUUCUCAAAGAAUCUUUGGAAUUUCCCGGGAUCAGCUCAGAUGUGCUCUCCACCGUGGAAGCCRCCGUGGAAAGGUUCAGGACUCUCGGGGCAGAUGUCAAAGAGAUCUCCAUUCCCCUUCACAGCAUCGGUGCAGCGAUUUGGACAAUUGCCGCCAGGCCGCGCAUGCCAAACUACAUCAAGAGUAUCCCCGGUGACUUGAUCACCCACACACUCCCAGGCCUGGAUCCGCUUCCGAUCGACCAGAAGUUCUUUGAUAUCCUGUCAAAUCGGAAUCCAGCGGUCGUGAAUGUCCUCAUGAACGUAUCCCAUCUCGAGCAAAGAUAUGGGCCCUCGUUAGUACGCAAAGCCCACAUGCACGUCCAAGAGUUGCAGGCAGCGUAUGAUAAAGCGCUGGAGGAGUGCGACGUUCUGCUUACACCAAUCAAUCCCACGGUUGGCCCACCGCAUCCAAAAGGCACAGCAAAGACGGCGGAGAAUCCGCAGGGCUUUAGUGAGAAUGUAUUUGAUCUUUUUGAGCCUGCCAUCGGCAAUACCCUCAACACUUGUUCUUUCAACGUUACUGGUCACCCAGCGAUGAGCAUGCCGGUUGGUUGGGGCAGAGUAAAGGGCUCCGAUGGUCGCCUCCCUAUAGGAAUGCAAGUGGUGGCAAAGAGAUGGGACGAAGCAAGCAUCUUUAAAGCUGCAAAAGCCUGGGAGGUUGGCGGUAGUUGGAGCGAUUGA
Molecule: messenger RNA, 1755 nt
Organism: Ramularia collo-cygni
Lineage: Eukaryota; Fungi; Ascomycota; Dothideomycetes; Mycosphaerellales; Mycosphaerellaceae
Exons: 1
Coding region: 1-1755 (584 amino acids)
Molecular function (GO): catalytic activity
Source: RefSeq, a predicted model, not a curated record